This is a messenger RNA of Alternaria alternata, 944 nucleotides long. RefSeq lists its product as hypothetical. The coding region runs from base 1 to 531 and encodes 176 amino acids. Lineage: Eukaryota; Fungi; Ascomycota; Dothideomycetes; Pleosporales; Pleosporaceae. The transcript is spliced from 4 exons. The record is from RefSeq and is a predicted model, not a curated record.
AUGGAUUUCCGGCCCGCGUCGCGCAUGGGCGAUGCAGAUGAGUCCAUACUAGCCGAACCAUACCGACCGUUCUACAACAUCUUCGGAAGCCAACCCAUCUUAGUAAAACAAAACAAUGAUUAUGACCGAGUGGCCUUUAGGGAGAGACCUUGGUUUGGUGUACUGCUGUUUGAUAAUGUAUCGUCGGAUGCAAGGGACCAUGCUGCGAAUGAACGAACAUUUCUGUCCUGGCUGAAGCUUAGUGUGUAUAUGGCCAUUGUAUCUGUAGCCAUCGUCCUCUCGUUCCACCUCAAAUCAGAACCCACACCACUUGAAAAGCGUUUCGCACUACCGUUGGGAAUCAUUUUUUGGUUGCUUUCCAUGGCAUGCAUGCUGUCAGGAUUGUCGAAUUAUAUUCAUACGAUCUCACGGUAUAGUCAGCGGCGGGCAUUGGUGCAGACGGGCUGGAAGACGCAGGUCGUUUUCACGGUGGUGUCAUGCGCCAUUGUUGCGACGUGCAUAUUGUUCCUCUCAACCAACGCGGAAAAGUGAUAGCGGACAAGUAACAGAAAUCUCGAACACUUUCGACGCAGCAGAUGGAAUAUCAUAAUAAAUCGUUACGCUCGUGCUGAUGUCGCUAAACCAGCAUAGUUUAUUCUUGUUCUGUUUGCUCAUCCCCACUCGAGGCCACGCGCCCAUAGACAUUUGACUUAAUCUGCCUCAAGGAUGGCCCAGGUCUGGUCGUCAACAGUCGUGUAGAUGAGACCACCUGACAACAGAUCAUCACCAGCCCUUGCGACCUCUGCUGUGUCGAUACCGAGUUUCGCGGCAAUCUCAUGCUGGUUCAGACCCUCGUUCGAUUGCGGCGCUUCUCUCAGAUACUGGAACACCUUCUUCGCUGUCUGGUUGUAGCCACCGAGAUCAUAGCCGCCGUAGCUGCCACCCAUGGCCGCUUGCUGCUGUCC